Messenger RNA from Saccostrea cuccullata (small rock oyster), 2341 nucleotides. RefSeq names its product neuronal acetylcholine receptor subunit alpha-6-like. Lineage: Eukaryota; Metazoa; Mollusca; Bivalvia; Ostreida; Ostreidae. Gene Ontology annotation, biological process: monoatomic ion transmembrane transport; signal transduction; chemical synaptic transmission. The record is from RefSeq and is a predicted model, not a curated record. Gene Ontology annotation, molecular function: transmembrane signaling receptor activity; acetylcholine-gated monoatomic cation-selective channel activity. The transcript has a single exon. The coding region runs from base 796 to 2250 and encodes 484 amino acids. Gene Ontology annotation, cellular component: neuron projection; synapse; plasma membrane.
AAUUACCAACCCAUGCAUAAAUUUCUCGAUGACACAAAAAAUUAAACUCACUUCCAAAACCUAUUAAAUUCUUUUUUGGGGGUGUGGAUAUAGUCGUUGACAGUAAUAGUUCUUGCAAUUAAAUUGGGACCCCGAUCUGAUUAAGAUAAGAUUAUUUGUUCUGCUCACAUACAUCGCUUCCCAAGGCCUUGCCUUGUGUAGCGAUCUAUGUUAGCGGAUCAAAGGAUCUCAUUUUAAACAGAUUGAGGGGCCCCCCGACCCCCCUCUUCAUCAAAUAAUCAAUUACUGAUGAUAAACCUUAAAAUGGAGGGGAUUUCAAGGUAAGGAUUAUAUUUUACUUCUAAAUUUUAAACGAAAAUUAUCUAAAUCGUACGUGGUUGCUUGAGAUAAUAAUCUUCAUUGUUUUAUAUUCCAGUGUAGUUCAGGAUGUUUGCCCCAUUAUAAUUAAGGCUAGUACUUGUAAAUAAUGAAUCACAUUCAUUAUAAAUAAACCACUCCACAGAGAGUCGAUUUAUUAUUAAAGUCGACAUUACGGCUUUGAGCUUCCACUUUGUGUCCUGAGUCUUAUUAAUAUUUCAAGGAUUCAUUUGCAGGCGCUAGGCCUCAGUUUAAAAACGAAUCUCUUUAUUCAUAUAGUUAUGGGAAAAUGGUCAACUUUAUUUGCCUUAAGGUAGUGAGCUAUGGUACCCGCGUAACAUGUGUAGCCAUUGAUGAACAAGACUACGAAGUCACAGUGAAUAAAAACGUAUUGUGUGUCACCGAAUCAAGAUUACAAGGAUAUGAAAAUUUUGUAAAAUGAAAGGACGUAACAUCAAGAUAGUUUUCUUUCUGAUGGUGGUAAGAAUGAUGUACACAAAGGGGAGUUACCUGCGUGAAAAAUUUAAUUUUAAACAAGAUGAAAAAGUCGAAAUUUUGAAUGCUACUUCUUUCCUUCGAAAUAUGCUGUUUAACAAAAACUCGGGCUAUAAAGAAGCAGACGACCCUAUUUCGCGCGCUGGAUUACGGUUUGAAAUUUCAAGAUUAGAAAAGUUUGAUGAAAUUGCAGGAGACCUCCAACUUCUUUCCUCUCUUUUUAUGCUUUGGUCUGACGUCAGAUUGGCUUGGGAUCCCGAUAGUUUCUCCGUAUUUCAGGAAAAGGCUGGAUACGCUUUAAAAGUUGAUUACUUACAGAUGAAAAUAAAAGACAUCUGGACACCAGACAUAAAAUUAUUUAAUCCUCUAAAGGAAAUGGAUAUAUUCAAAGAAAAAGAAAAUGACAAGGCCACUCUUGGAUUCCCUGGUAUGCUGUUCUAUGACGGCUUACUGAAGACAGAAACCUACUGUAAACCGAACCUAAAGGACUUCCCUUUUGACGAACACGAAUGUUCCGUCCAAUUUGUUGUAACUUCUACAUUAAUUGCAAACAUAAACAAGGAAUCCCAAGUCUUCAAUGACAAUGCUAAAUGGAUGUAUUUUCAAAUGGCACCAUGUGACCUUGACCUUGCACCAAGCCGUUAUGGAGUAGAACAUAACAAUGAGCGUCGCGUUCUCGUUUUUCCUGUCAAACUUAUUCGUAGACCCUCUUUUCUCUUUGUGAAUAUCGCUGUCCCACUUUUUGUUCUUAGUAUUUUAAAUAUAGUUGUCUACUUUAUCCCAGCCGUCCCAGAAGAUAGACUGUCCUUUUGUAUUGCCCUUCUGCUAUCAUUCACAGUGUAUCUUAUCUAUGUUGCUGGACUUAUUCCUGAAACCUCGAACCCAGUUCCUCGGGUGAUCUAUUUUCUGGUGUUUCAGUUCCUGCUAAGUGCCUUCAUAACAACUUCCAGUUUUCUGACUGCGUUGCUUAACCAGCGGCACGAACAAACACCAAUACCAAUCGUAUUCCAACGAAUUAUUGAUAAAAUACAUAAAACACGUGCUCGAAAAGUUGAGAGGCAACAAGGGGAAACGAAUCAUCGGACUGAAAAUAACACAACAGUAACGAGUGGAGACCAACAUGUCGAUAACGAAGAAGUUAAAAACAAUGGUGUCUUUUACACAAAGACAACUUGGAAAAGCAUUGCGUUCCUUGUGGACAGAGUAUGUUUAACUGUAACUGUGAUCAUUCUUGUGAUAGAAGUCAUACUAUUCUCAUAUCUUGCUUCUAAAUUAUCAAACGAGGUGAAUCCUGAUUUUAAAUCUGAAAUAUGUAAAGGAAGUGGACCAAGUAAUCUGACAAAAAUUUGCUUUGAUGACAUAUCUGGUUUUUGUAUUAACCCAACUGAUAUAGCAUGAUAUUCUCUGUUGUUGAUUUUCGUUACAUUAGAUUACAUAUUUUAUAGUUAAAAAAACUGAUACAUGUAUAUAUGCAUGCGUAUAUUACAUU